Trichosurus vulpecula (common brushtail) is the source of this 375-nucleotide messenger RNA. RefSeq names its product beta-microseminoprotein J1-like. NCBI's taxonomy places the organism in Eukaryota, Metazoa, Chordata, Mammalia, Diprotodontia, Phalangeridae. The coding region runs from base 1 to 375 and encodes 124 amino acids. The record is from RefSeq and is a predicted model, not a curated record. The transcript is spliced from 4 exons.
AUGGUGUUGGGACCAACAAGACCUUCUAAGAAUAUUAUUCAACAUAUUCUCCUUGCCUUGGCUCUCUUCGUGACACUUUGUGAUGCUCAGUGCACAUUUAAGCCCUUGGAAAUCAGUCCAGGGCAUGGACCAAAAGGUUGCAGGGAUUCUAAAGGUGUAAUGCAUGACUUUGACACUCGAUGGCAAUCUAAUUGUGUGAGCUGUUCAUGUGAUGCAAGAUUUGGACUAAGUUGCUGCAGCACUGUGAUAAAGCCUAUGGGCUAUGACACUUUUAAGUGCGUGGAAAUUUUCAACAGGCAGAGCUGUAGAAUUAUUGCUGUACAGAAAGUCAAUCCCGCUGCAGACUGUGAGGCGGUGCUUUACCAAGGUCGCUAA